This is a messenger RNA of Drosophila miranda, 3895 nucleotides long. Its product is annotated as histone deacetylase 6-like. NCBI's taxonomy places the organism in Eukaryota, Metazoa, Arthropoda, Insecta, Diptera, Drosophilidae. The record is from RefSeq and is a predicted model, not a curated record. Gene Ontology annotation, cellular component: histone deacetylase complex. Gene Ontology annotation, molecular function: histone deacetylase activity. Gene Ontology annotation, biological process: chromatin organization.
AUUCUCUAAUUUCCUUAAUAAAUUUAUUCGCUAAAGAAUCCCCUUUAAUGAUGUUGUUUGGAUCAAUCAGGAACGCUGUGAGUUUGGCUCCUAGUGCGUUUAGCAGUGAAUCAACGCGUCCGCCCACAAGUCGCUGGAAUCAGUGCACCGGGCCAGAUAUCCAGCAUCAAUUCCAGUUCCAAACUCUCAUACAGCAAGAGAGAAAAAAAAUGAGCUCACCGAUCGUAACGCGACGUGGGGCGCAGCAGGCAAAGAUACAAACCCGCGCCAUGGCUAUGAAGUCGAGUUCGAAUUCGACUGCGACUGCGGCAUCGUCGUCAUCGUCGGGAGCGAUCAAAAGCAGCAGCGUCGGCGCCGAGCUGCCCAAACGGAGCGAAACCCUCUUGGAGGCAAAACGUCGCGCUCGAAACAUGCUCAAGAACCAAGGCAAUCCACCAGCCAUGCAGGAAACUGUGACGGAUAUAUUCCAGACAGCUGUCAAGUCGCGGCCUCUGGUGCGCGAAGAAACGGCUCUGGUCUACCAUCAGUCGAUGGAGCAGCAUUGCUGCCGCUGGGAUCCAAAACAUUUAAAGUGUCCGGAUCGGUUUAAUCGCGUUUUGGAUCGCUGCAACGAGCUGAAGCUAUUGGAUCGCUGCCUGCCAGUGUCCGCCAGGCUGGCCACCAAACAGGAGAUAUUCCGGCUGCAUACGGCCCAGCAUUUUGAACUGUUGGAGCAGACGUCCGAAGUGUGCGACGACCAGAGCAUGGAGGAGCUUAGCUCUCGCUUUGAUUCAAUAUACAUACAUCCGUCCACAUUUCAGUGCUCUUUGCUUGCCAGCGGAUCCACCAUUGAUCUGGUGGAUUCUAUAAUUACGGGCAAGGCGCAGAACGGCAUGGCCAUCAUCCGACCGCCAGGGCAUCAUGCCAUGAAGGCCGAAUUCAAUGGCUAUUGUUUCUUCAACAAUGUGGCCUUGGCCGCUCAGCAUGCCCUUGACGUACAUAAGCUGGAGCGCAUCCUGAUCCUUGACUACGAUGUCCAUCAUGGUCAGGGCACACAGCGCUUCUUCUACAACGAUCCCGUGAGAGAUUUUGAUCCAUAAAAUAGGGUGCUGUAUUUCUCUAUACAUCGCUUCGAGCACGGCGCCUUCUGGCCACAUCUGCAGGAGUCGGACUACCAUGCCAUAGGCGAGGGCCCUGGCCUGGGCUUCAACUUCAAUGUGCCGCUCAAUGAGACAGGAAUGGGCGACGGGGACUACAUGGCCAUCUUCCAGCAGCUGCUACUGCCCGUGGCAAUGGAGUACCAGCCGGAACUGAUCAUCGUCUCGGCCGGCUAUGAUGCGGCCCUGGGCUGUCCCGAGGGUGAAAUGCAGGUGACGCCCGCCUUCUAUGCGCAUCUGCUCAAUCCGCUGCUCCGACUGGCCGACUCCCGUGUGGCCGUCGUGCUCGAAGGAGGCUACUGCCUUGAAUCUCUGGCCGAGGGAGCGGCCCUCACGAUGCGCACCCUGCUGGGUGAUCCCUGCCCCGUGCUGGUCGAGCCGCUGCUCCCGCCGAAGCGUUCGAUGUCCAAAUCCAUUCUCAACUGCAUAUUUGCUCACCGGCCGUACUGGCGUUGCCUACAGCUGCAGGGUACCUACGAUCCAUCAGAGCUGAAGACCAAGGAUCGGAAUCGGGACUUGCAUAUUGUAGAACGUGCAUGGGUUGGCGGACCGCCACCCGUUACCGUUUAUCCGACGCGGGACACCUCCGUGCAACACCUCAUUCCCGUUGCGGUAGUGGCCGGUAACACGGCCCGAUUGCACCGACUGCGGCUGGAGACCAUUCUGACGGUUCCUGCAGUUCGUGUGUGCUACGCUUACAAUCCCGAGAUGAUGGAACACCGCAACCUGGACGACCUGGGCCAUCCGGAACAGCCGAAGCGCAUCCAGUUCAUACACAAAAUGCACGAGGAUUAUCAGCUGCUCGGCCGCAUGAAGCAGCUGUCUGCGCGGGCGGCCACCACCGACGAGAUCUGUCUGGCGCACAGUCGCUCCCACGUAAACACAAUGCGGCGGGUGCUGGGCCGAGACAAGGAGGAUCUCCAGGCGCAGGCAGCGACCUACAAUUCAGUAUACUUGCAUCCGGCCACGUUUGGUUGCGCCACCCUGGCCGCUGGAUCCGUUCUCCAGGCGGUAGACAGUGUGCUCCGCGGGGAGUCCCGCAGUGCGAUCUGCAAUGUCCGUCCGCCUGGCCACCAUGCGGAGCCGGACCAGCCGCACGGUUUCUGCAUCUUCAACAAUGUUGCCAUUGCCGCCCAGUACGCCAUCCGGGAGUUUGGCCUGAAGCGUGUGCUAAUCCUCGACUGGGAUGUCCACCACGGCAAUGGCACCCAGCACAUUUUCGAGUCAAAUCCGAAGGUACUGUACAUCAGCGUCCAUCGCUACGAGAACGGAACAUUCUUCCCGAAGGGCCCCGACGGCAACUACGAUGUGGUGGGCAAGCAUGCGGGAGCCGGCUUUAAUGUCAAUAUACCAUGGAAUAAGAAGGGCAUGGGGGAUCUGGAGUACGCUUUGGCCUUCCAGCAGAUCGUAAUGCCAAUUGCGUACGAGUUCCAGCCGGAACUGGUGCUCGUGUCGGCGGGCUUCGAUGCGGCCAUCGGGGAUCCUCUAGGGGGCUGCAAAGUCUCGCCCGAGGGCUACGGUCUGUUCACCCACUGGCUGUCUGCCCUGGCCGGUGGCCGGAUAGUUGUGUGCCUCGAAGGCGGCUACAAUGUCAACUCCAUUUCGUAUGCGAUGACCAUGUGCACAAAGACGCUGUUGGGGGAUCCGGUGCCGACGCCACAGCUGGGGGUGGUUGCCCUGACAAGGCCGCCGACAACGGCCUUCCAGAGCUGCCUGGAGACGCUACAGUGCUGCGUGGAGGUGCAGCGUCAGUAUUGGAAGUCGCUGGAGUUUGUUGGCUACCGGCUGCCGCAUGGCUACCAGAUUGGGGAGAACAACAACGAGGAUUUUCUUGCCGCUUCCUUGCUGAAGUUGAAUAUUUCAAGUGACGAUGCCCAGGGCGCGGCGGGCGGCCCCACCGACGGCGAUCAGGCCGAUCCAGGGCAGGAACGGCCCAGCGACAGCAAGCCCAAAGUCAAGGUAAAGCCGCCCAAUCAUUCAACGGCCGCGCCAGAGGAGCAAUAAACACGAGGGCGCCGUGCGGCGAGUGCAUCUCUAGGUCGGAGAACUGGAUGUGUUUGAGCUGUCAUUAUAUUGGCUGUGGGCGCUACGUGGGCCGGCACAUGCAGAGGCACUGCGAGGCUCUCGAACAUACACUGGUGAUGCGCUUACAGGACCAUGCCGUGUGGUGCUAUGUGUGCGGCGUUUACCUCGAUAGUCCGCGACUCUUCGAAUACAAGAAUCGGGCGCAUCAGGACAAAUACGGGAGACCGCUGGCCUGGCGCUAUCCCUGUGCGAAGCGUGCCGAUGGCUGUUAUCCGUUGGAUCCCGAAUCGGAUUCGGAGGAGGAGGCCGAUCAUAUUGCCAAUGGGAGCUAUCUCCAGGAGGCCCAGUGACCCUUGCUGUUACGCGUCCUGCACGCCCUCACAGAUUAUAUGUGCACGUUGUGCCCACCAUUCAGACACAUACUCCAGUUCCUGGUCGAGCACAUGUGGCCGCUCCUGGAACGCACUUACCUUAAGAUUAUACAAUUUUUUUUGGGCAAUUAAGACAGACACGUACGUACUCGGCCUAUACUCUCUCCCUCGUUCCCCUUUGGAUACAAACGAGCGCGUCAACCGCGCGCUUGUUACAUAAAUUAAUUGUUGCAUGGGAGCUGUUUGUUGGCGGUUCCCUUUAAUGAAAAAAAAACCCUAAGCGAAUAGAAAUUGUUAAUGUUAUGAUGAACUAAUAAUUAUAUUACAUGUGUAAUAAAGAUGUCCAGUGUUAAGCAACUAUAA